Messenger RNA from Pantherophis guttatus, 4109 nucleotides. The record is from RefSeq and is a predicted model, not a curated record. NCBI's taxonomy places the organism in Eukaryota, Metazoa, Chordata, Lepidosauria, Squamata, Colubridae.
UUUGAAGUUCCACCUGUUUUGUUUCGUUUCUAUGCUGCCAUCUUGACUUUGUUGCCUUGAAAUGCAGGCGCCCUGAAUGGCAUGGAACUGAGGACCCCAUUCUCUGAAUCUGAGAGACAAACCACUUUUUAAUCGUUGCAAAGGAGGCUUUUUCGCCUACCUGAAAAUGCCAAUCGCCAAGUAAUUCAGGCAAAGUAAAAAGCAUUUAUUGAGGAGGAGGGUCAAGUCUUUUUAUAGGGUACAGAGACAAUUUAUACAUAUAUUUGGUAUAUGCGAUACGUUAGAAAGCAAGUGCUCAAACGAAGACAUGGAUUAUAUGUGAGAAUUGAUCAAUAGAAAACGUUGCUUCUAGGUAACAGUCUAGGAGUGGCAAAUUUAUGGGUUAAACUAUAAAUUAAAUUAUUCCCUUUUCCAGAGAGGUUUGCGUCUUGCAAGUGUAUUUAAGGUUUUCUGUUGUUUAAUUGUUGAAAAGGCAAGUUCUUGCAUACCAAAAGAAAUGGUCUUGAAUAUGAAGGAAAAAAAAUGCUUUUUUAAAAUUAGAAAAGAGGCCUGGGCUACCGUGUUAAAAAUGCUGACAUUGCCUUUUUAAAAUGCUAAUAAUGAAGCAUAAAAUUCCAGGUACCAGAUCUACCUGUUUUUUUAUACCUCCAUUUCAACAUUUUGGACUGCAGAUGCCCCAGACCAAGCCUGGGUGUUUUGUAAAGCUACUCUGUCUAUAAGGGAAGUUUUGGAUAUUUAAUUUUGUAUCCUAUACUGAGAAUUGGGAUAGAAAUGAUAAAAAAAAAAUAUGGUAAAGUGAAUAUAUUUUGUAUAACUUUUUUUCCCUAAUUUUUUAUUUCUAAUGAAGAAAUUAACUUGUGUUUUAUUUCUUCUCCACCUUCUUUAUUAUAGAUAAAAGCUGAGAAAAAAUACAAUCAAAAUGGAAAAUGGAAAAGAACAGAAAAUUAAUUGUGAUAUGAAAACGGAUCUGAAUUUACUCCUUGAAUGUCUUAAGUAUCAAAUGGAUCAUCCAGCUUCUCAAAAGCAAGCCUUGGUUACUAUUUAUUCGGUUUGUCAACAAAAUAGUGCUGCCUGUGAUUAUUUUAGAGAAAUAGGUGGUUUGAUGUUUGUAUGGAAUCUUGCAAAGUCACACGUGCACAGUUUGGUUCAAGAAGCUGCUUUAUUUACAUUAGGAGGUUUAGCUGAGAAUAAUGUGUUCUGCCAACAGAUGUUAUGCACAGCUGAAUUAUUUAAGGAUCUUCGUACAUUUUUAACUAAUAAGGAUUCAAGAAUGAAUUUGAAAAGAAUGUCUGUAUAUGUCUUACUGGUGCUGGUUUCAAAUAAUAACAGUGGACAAACACAUGUGAGAGAAUCUGGAUGCCUCGAUAUUCUGCUACAGUUAUUCAGAGUAAUUCCUUCCGAAUCUCAAAUGAACCUUUUUGAUCAUAAAAUUGAUCAGUAUCAUCUGUGGUCUUCAGUUUGUAGUAAUCUUUGUGUAUGUGUCAACAAUCCUCAGAAUGAGGAAAAUCAGAAAGCUUGUAGUUUGGUUUUUCCGUAUGCAAAAGAUUGGCUGCAAAGUAGUAUGAAGGCUGAGAUAAUUCGUCCAAUAUGUUCAUUCAUUGGGCUCACUGUUGCAAAUAAUUCAAGAACACAGAUUUUUUUUAUUUCUAUUGGAGGAUUAGCUGUUUUGGAUGAGCUUCUUCUCAAACUGAUACACGGUUCAUUGGGGAACAAUACAAAUAUAAAACUUGCUGUAGUGGUGACAAAAACAUUGGAUGCCUGCAUUGCUAAUAACGCUGCAGUUGGCAUUCAUUUACCAAAGUAUAACAUUGUGCCUAAUCUACUAAAACUGCUUUCUUACAACAUUUUGGACUCAGGAGAGCGAUUCAGCAUUAUACUUACUCUUGGACAUUGUACAGAAGUCUGUGAGGAAAAUCAAUAUGCUCUGGUUAAGAACAAUGGCCUUCCACUUAUGAUUCAAGCACUAACUGAAACGCAGGAUGACGAACUAAAUAAAGCUGCUACCUUUGUGUUGCAAAACUGCAAACAGAUGACUGAAAAAUUGUCGGGGAAGAUGAAUCAGCAUUCAUUCCAAGAGGAUGAAAGAAGAAUAUUGGAAGUAGAUUGGCAGAACAAAGAAAGGAUUCUUGAAGAUUAUUGGAACGAAGCAAAGCAAAUUUUAUACAGAAUCAAAGGGCUUGAAAAUGAACAAGAGGAAAGUAUCAGAAGAGAAAUAUUAAUUGAUGAGGAUACCCCUCAAGAAACGUUUCUGCAGGCUAUGACCCAACAUCGUCGAACAAAUUCCAGCAAGCAGCUUUCAGAGAACAGCAAAAUAUAUUCAGAAAUGAAAUGCCCACUACAAAAUACUAUUUCUAAAGUGCAGAAUACUUCUAAAUUUGAUAAGAUUACUUCUAGUAGAGAACAAUUGAAGUCUGCCAUUAGGAAUUCAACUGAUGCUUCACUCGCUCAAAAUGAUCACAAUAAUCUUCUUUAUGCAGCUGAAAAAACGACAGCACCCAUCAUAAAUGAAGCUUAUAUUACAAAUAAAAACAGUUUUUGUGAUUUUAGGAAAGGUGAUGCCCAAGCAAGUGAAUUCAUUUUUAAGAAACCAGAUUUUGUAAUAAAAAGCCCAAUGCAAAAGAUUCCACGUUCAGAGCUACAAUAUCCAAGGAACCCAAACAGAGGAAUGGGCCAUAUUCUGACUGUUCCCCCUAAAAUAAGAGAACUCAGAUGUUCAGGUUGUAGAAUAGGAAGACUUUCCUUAAAUAGCCGAAACUUUAGCAAGACGCUACAAUCUUGUCAAUAUCUGUGUGAACAACACAAAAUUAUUCUUGAAUCUGAGAUGGAAUAUAAAAGGAAGUUGAGAAGAUCCAUUAUGGCUAACAAGAAUACUUCUGCAUAUAGUGGUAAUCACAAUGACCAGAGAUUCAGCUGCAAGAGAAGCUCAACAACUACGAAAGAGUUAGUAAAUUUUCAAUGUGAUGCACAUUCUAAGAACCAAACAAUGAAACAGAAUUAUAGCUUUCAAGACCAGGACCUGAGUGAAAACCAUCCAUUUGAAGAGGAGAAUACUGAAUACUGCAGUAUACAGAAUACUGAAACUCUAUCAAAUAGGUCUACAACAACUUUAAAGAACAGGAGAAUCAGGAAAGAUUUUACCUCAGAAGAAAUAAGUUAUCUUUUGGAAGGUGUAAGGAAAAUGGGGCAUCAUUGGAAUUCAAUUUUAUGGGCCUACCCAUUUCAGAAAGGACGGACGAAUGUUGAUCUUGCUAAGAAAUACUGCAAGUUACAGAAGAAUGGAAAGAGCAGAAAUACCCAACCUCAGUGAAAAUGUACAAAAGCUGAAUGUAUGUCGUUUAAAAUGUGUGACUUCGGCUCCUUUGCAAGAGUCCUUGUUUUGUUGUAUCUGGAGAUUUACACAACAGGCUCUUUUCCACCAGGACUUAAAAUUUGAAGAUAACGUUAUUUGCCCAAGUGCAAUUAUGUUGCAUGUUGAUACUGUAUACAUUCAAAAGGAUCGCAUUGGCUUUUUAAGGAAGUGCAUCCUACGAUUCCAUCUGUAAAAAAAAUAAAUGUGAAAAGAAUGACUAAGAAGCAAAAUACGAGUCUAACAUUUAUUAAAUUGAAUUAUGCCCUCGCUCUCUGCUUUUGAGUUCCUUCAAAGCGUUUUGGGCUUUUUAAGCUCCCGGUAUCGGAAUCCAGUCUCGCUACUAAACGGUGCGACUCCGUUUUAUGUCCCUUGCGAGCUCCGCAUCCUCUUAAGUGUAGUAGUAAGUGAAAAAAGAAAAAAGAAAAAAAAAGGGGUGGGGAGAGGCUAAACCGAGCUAUUACUGUAUUGUGCCUGUAUCGAAACCUUCGGGCGUAACCAAAGAGCCUGCUGUGCUCGUUGCCGCCACUAGGGGUCCCUAUUUGGCGCAAACUGGGCGGCGGCCCCGAAAAUAUUGAACUCAUCGUCCAAGCGAAAAAAACCCGCUGCCGUGGGUGUCCUCAGAACUGCCUGACUAAAAAGAGUGGGGGGGGGGUCAGCCUUCCGCGUGGGACCAAAAAUUCCCCACCUUCCAAAACCACGCCGCGUAUAAGUAAAAGCCACCGAUGAAGCCACGAACGGGGCGACGGAAAAGGCUUCCAAG